Coffea arabica (coffee) is the source of this 912-nucleotide messenger RNA. RefSeq lists its product as uncharacterized. The record is from RefSeq and is a predicted model, not a curated record. NCBI's taxonomy places the organism in Eukaryota, Viridiplantae, Streptophyta, Magnoliopsida, Gentianales, Rubiaceae.
AUGAGAAAAAUUAGAUUGCAGGAACUUAGGAGACAAUUUGAGUUGGUCCAGAUGAAAUCCACGGAGUCAGUUAAAGAUUUUAUUGGCACAAUUAAAGAAAUUGUCAAUGAUAUGGAGUCCAAUGGUAAGAAUUUGGAAGAGGUUAGAGUUGUUGAAAAAGUUAUGAGAUCUCUAACUGCCAAAUUUCACACCAAGAAGGCGGUCCUUGAAGCCACAAAGGACCUUGACAAUUUGUCACUUGCUGAAUUGGAAGGUGAAUUGUUGACGUAUGAGAUGUCCCUGAAUCAGCAGCCAUUGGAUACAGUAGAGGAGAUGUUACAAGCCAAGGAGGAUCACCCAAAAGGAAAAGAGGAGGUGAAUCGCAUAGAUACAAAUCAAAGGGGACAGAACUUCAGAGGUAGAGGACAUGGAGGUAGAGGUAACUUUCGUGGUCAUGGAAGAGGUAAUUUUCUUACCAACCCAGAAAUAAUUCUAAUAGGGAUCAGAAAAACAAUCAAUAGGAAAGUCAAAGAAAUAAUUUUCAAAUGCGUAAUAGAUCUAAUGUGCAAUGUUAUAAUUGUGGUAAAAUUGGUCAUUAUCAGAAUGAAUGUUGGUCCAAUAAAGAGGUACAUGCUAAAGGGGCUGAAAAUAGUAGUGAUAGAGAGGAGACCUUCUAGUUCUACAGCUGAAGAGUCUAUGAAGAAUGAUUGGUUUAUUGAUUCUAGUUAUAGUAAUCAUAUAUGUGGUAAAAAGGAGAUGUUUUUUGACCUGGAUGAAUCUUUUGAUGCAUCUGUGAGAUUUGAAAACAAUGAAAAAGUGCAUGUUCUUGGAAAAGGAAAAAUCAGAAUUAUCUUGCAAGAUGGGUCUUCGAAUUAUAUUUCUGAUGUUUUCUAUGUGCCAAGUGAAUAUCAUAAUUUGUUGAGUUUGGGAUAA